Molecule: messenger RNA, 2562 nt
Organism: Eublepharis macularius
Lineage: Eukaryota; Metazoa; Chordata; Lepidosauria; Squamata; Eublepharidae
Exons: 6
Coding region: 1-777 (258 amino acids)
Source: RefSeq, a predicted model, not a curated record
AUGGAGAAGAAACGGAUGGUCUGUGAGGAAGGCCCACUGAGGAUAUUCUUUGUGAUUUUCAUCCUGUUUCUGUGUAUGGCAGGAGAUCUGAAACGACUUCCAGGACAACUGCUGCUUCCCAUCCUCUCCUUCCAUCCACUUGCCAACCAUGGGUCAAUCAAAGAUAUCACGUGCAUAUAUUUUAAGGACUGUGCUCCUGUGUUUUACUGUGUGCUAUCAGGUGAAAGCCCAAUCAGUUGGUGGAGACGUCCCUUCUGCCAAUCCAACUGGGUCGAUAUCAGGAAGCGGUACUGCCUCAGCGUUUACCCCCACUGCAAGCGGGUCGCUAUCAGGAACUGGUACUGCCUCAUCAUUUACUCGCACUGCAAGCGGGUCGCUAUCAGGAACUGGUACUGCCUCAUCAUUUACUCGCACUGCAAGCGGAUCGCUAUCAGGAACUGCUGCUCCACUGCCUGCCAGCACUGCAACGGGAGGGGCAGUGGUGCCCGCCAGCACUGCCACAACACCAGCAGUCACAACAGCAGCCCCUGCCACAACCACAACAGCAGCCCCCACCACAACCACCACAGCAGCAACCACAGCAUCCACCACAACUGCACCAGCAACUACUACAACUGCAGCAAGCACCACAACCUCUUCAGACUCAGAGCAUAUAUCAAUGGCUCCCUGGGCCCUCGCCCUGAUCAUUUUGGGCUGCUUGUUUGCAGGAAUGUUGAUCUUUGGAUCACUUUUCCUAGUCUGCUACUGUAUGAAGAAAACCGACCAGCAGCAUGCUAACACAAUGGGAAAUUUUAUGCCACAUGCUAGUCAAAGUGGUAGAUUCUGAGAAGACAAACUUUGGAAAGGAUGUGGCUGGCUUGAAAAGCCUUAACUGGAAACUCCUCAUUGGCUGCUUCCUGAAAAUGUCAUACACUCCGGACAUAUCACUUCUUAUACACAGUACACUUUAGAUUAGUAAUAGUUUGGAACAUGGACCACCUCUCUGAACCUCAAGACAAAGGCACUCUAAUUUGUCAACUUAAUUCAGGCACAAUAGAGUUUCCAAGCUGACCCAAACAUUUGCUACAAGGCCUAGCCUAGCAUCCUGCCUUCUCUCCCAAGGCUAUUUCUCCAUAUACAAGGCACUGGGGUGCAUGUGUGUCAAGCAGUUGUGCCAAGCAACCAGUCUCAGGGGCUUUAGUUGUUUCUAUCACAUCCCAUAUGGACUGAGCUCCGAGCUUCAAGAACACCAUGUAAUGCCCACCUGAUCAAACUGUCAGUUAACUUCAAAGACCAUUCCUGGUCCAGCAUAGCAUCCGAAGCCCACAUUUUAAGCCUACAUUGCUGUGUCUGCCCUGUCUGCGCAGAGAGGAUUGUGCUUGGCUAAGGGCCUACUCUGUUCCCCUGCACUGCUGCCCUUUGGAAGCCAACAUUUUGUAUGUCUUGAACUAGACUACCCACCUCUAGCUCCUCUGCCCCUAAGUUGCUGCUGCUGGUAUUUCACCCUUGCCUAUCCUGAAUUGUUCUAAUCACCUCUUGUCUCAGUAGAUCUGACUAAGGCUCCAUGGAGCAGACAACCAGCACCCUACAGAAUCUAGGUCCCUCAGUGCUUGGGGGCCUGACAUCAUGCUCUGUAAUAGCCCCCUAGCUAUGCCCCUCCUGGGCUACACCCAUGUAGUUGUACAUCCUAGCCAUGUUCCAGCUGUGCCUCAUCCCUUUCCUGAUGUGGGUAAGCAAGCCUCACUGUUGCUUAGCUACAGUUGCCACAUUUCCCGUGACCCAGCCAAAUGACUAACACAAUUUUAUUCCCACAUGAUCUUAUGAAAGUUUAUGAUGGAAUACAAUUUUUGAAAGCCCUUAAGAUGUGACAAAGACUCCUGUUUAUUUUUUGCUGCUUUGGACUGACAUGGUCAGCCUUUUAACAAAAUGGCUGACCAGACUGUACUUCUGAAUGCAGACUGGUUACUACAAAGGUAGCAUCCUUUAGCUAUAGCUGGCCAAAGCGCAGGGUUAUUGUGAUUGGGCUGAAUUCUACCAGGUUUUCUGCUUGAUCUUGCCUGACUCCCGCUCUUAGUGCUGUGUGGCUUUUGUCCAAGGGAGUCUUCUGGUGCCUGGCAUAGCCAUUUUGGAGUUCCAGAAGAGCUCCCCACCCCACGAUCACCAGUGGAAAAACUAGAACAUUCCAACCCAGUAAUCCUGAUGCUUAUUCAGCCAAGGAGUCAUUCUCCCAAGACUCUUUCUGCAAGGAGUGAUAAUUGUUUAGGAACUUUCUGGUAAUAGCACUGGUGUAGAGAAUUCUAUUUUCAUUGUAUUUAAUAGAAAUGAUGGUUACUACAAGUUUUGCUUUGGGAUAUUUGUAACCUCUUCACAGCUGAUCUCUGUAGCUAUAUGAAUUGUCUUGAAUGUCCGCAUGUGCUUUGUUUCCCGGACUUUGUUUUAGUAUUUAUUUUUUUCUUCAUUCAGUGUUAAAUGUAAGAUAUAUUUGAAUAGCUAUUAUAGUCUCCUAAUUAGUAAUUAUGUUUACCAGAAUUGUUUCUGGAUUAUUAUAAUCAAUUAUUUAUCAAUUAAAAUAGUUUUAUUCCA